Molecule: messenger RNA, 1614 nt
Organism: Penicillium angulare
Lineage: Eukaryota; Fungi; Ascomycota; Eurotiomycetes; Eurotiales; Aspergillaceae
Product: glycoside hydrolase family 47 protein
Exons: 7
Coding region: 1-1614 (537 amino acids)
Biological process (GO): N-glycan processing; carbohydrate metabolic process
Cellular component (GO): endoplasmic reticulum; Golgi membrane
Molecular function (GO): mannosyl-oligosaccharide 1,2-alpha-mannosidase activity; calcium ion binding
Source: RefSeq, a predicted model, not a curated record
AUGGUCCCUAGUUUUCGUUUACAAGCCUUACUGGCUCUAGCAGCUGUAACGGGACACGCAGCCGCCGCGCCCCCACAAGCUCGCUCAUCCAGCUCAACAUGCAACACCGUGCAGUUUGAUUUCCCUGCCGGAACAAACAAGGGCGAUCCCCGCGCUGAAGCUGUAAAGCAGGCCUACGCGCGGGAGUGGAAUCAGUAUUGGAAAUAUGCUUAUCCGAAGGAUGAUCUUCUGCCGAUCACUCAUAAUGGGACGAAUGAUUUGUUUGGUUGGGGCGCGUCGGUUGUUGAUGGUAUUGAUACUGCUGUUGUGAUGGGUCUUACGGAUAUUGUUGAGGAGCAGUUGAAGCAUAUUGCUGCUAUUGAUUUUACGAAAUCGGAGUAUUUAGUCAACUUUUUUGAUGUGAAUAUUCGUUAUUUGGGCGGUCUUCUGAGCGCGUACGAUCUCAUCAAGAGUGGCGAUUUCCCUAAUCCCUACGAUGAUGAUCUUGUCGAGGCCCUUCUGUCUCAAGCCAAGUCUCUAGCGACAGCGAUUAGCCCUGUCUUUGACACAGACACCGGUCUACCCGUUGCGCAACUGAACUUCUCAACCCAGCAGCUUGUACGAAGUACUACUUCCGUCAACGGUGUUACCUACAACAGCACCAACACCGCCCAGGCUGGUACUUUAAUUCUAGAGUACUACCGUCUUUCUGAUUUGACUGGUGACGAGUCUUUCCGAGAGAACGCUAAGAAGGCCGAAAAGUACUUGAUCAAUCCUAGCCCUGCCCCGGCAUUCCCUGGUCUUGUUGGUACAGAGCUGGAUACCGAUAGCGGCAAGUUCAUCACUUUUGAUGGUGGUUGGGAAGCUGGCGUUGACAGCUUUAUUGAGUACUUGAUCAAAACCUAUGUUUAUGAUCGAGAUGACUCUUUUGCUUCGGAUUUGAAGGACUUCUGGCUUACUACUGCCGAGUCUAGCGCGAAGAAUAUCGCUCUUUCACCAUACAAGAACCCACAGCUUACUUUCCUGUCUCAAGUUGACUCGAACGGUAGCAUCAUGUGGACUAUGGAUGACUAUGCCUGCUUCGCUGGUGGAAAUCUGCUCCUCGGAGGCAAAUACCUCGAUCGCCCCGACAUCACCGAGCUGGGUAUCAAAACAUCUGACAGCUGCCACUGGCUGUACAACCACACUCUCACCGGACUGGGUCCAUCCAGUAUCGGAUGGUACAACGCCAGCAACAAGCCCUACGACUCGACCUAUAACAACGGUACAUACCGCGCUCAAGCCGCCAAGAACGGUGGCUACUUCAUCGAGGACCCCUCUUAUUCUUCCUACCCCGAGCCAUUGGAGAGUAUCUUCUAUGCCUACCGCGUUACAGGCGAUAAGCGCUGGCAAGAUUAUAACUGGGAGAUCUUCAAGGCGCUUGACACCAAGCGCUCGAGAUCUGUUCCAUACGCUGAGAUUUCAGACGUUAAUGCGCCAGGCGGUGGCCAGCUUUCGAACUAUGUUGCCAGCUUCUAUUUCGCUGAGGUCCUGAAGUAUCUCUAUCUUACUUUUGCUGAGCCCGAUGUUGUAAGCUUGGAUAAGUAUGUCUUCAACACUGAGUGUCACCCUAUGACUAUCAAGAAUACCUGUUAA